UUCCGCAUGUCAAACCGCCCGAGUUUCAGAAUUGAAGAUCGAAAAUCUAUCUCAGUUGAAUACAAGCACGAAAACUGUCUCGGCAAAACACUGAGUAGCAGUAUAUAUAAAGGAUCUUAUAGAAAUGAAUCCUGUGCAAUCAAAAAGUACCAUGCAACAUCCGACUUCGAUGACAAGGGUUUUAUGCGAGAGGUUUCAUCUUUGUGUGCUCUUCAGCAUGAAAACAUCGUUAAAAUUUUAGGCUAUUUCGUCCCACAUGAAGACGCUGUAAAUCAACAUUUUCUUCUUGUGAUGGAAAUAGCUGAGCUUGAUUUAGCAAAGGUGAUUUAUCCUUUGCCUGAAAAGGAUGGCAGUACUGCCCUGGAUGGUCUUGAUCCCUGGACUAUGUACAAUGUGUACGUCUACAAUUAUAUGCACGUAAUCCAUUGGGCAAAGCAGAUGGCUAGUGCACUGCAUUUUCUUCGCAGCCAUGACAAGCAAAUCGUCCAUCGAGAUUUGAAGCCGGAAAACAUCCUCAUGUUUCCGAAGACAAUAGACGGAGAAGUGUUCAAUUUCUAUACGUGUAAGAUCACAGACUUCAACUCUUCUACCUUCAUGAAGAACCAGACACAGUCAUGCAGAGGGUCAUCUGGGUUCAUGGCCCCUGAGUUGGAAUAUUCUUCUCCUAAUUCGUCUGAGGUUAUCAGUCCCGCCUUGGAUGUUUUCAGUUUCGGCAAGGUAUUCUUCGCCAUGAUAGAUCGUAGUCCGGGAGACAUUGAGGCCAGGGGAUUUGCCAAUGACUGUAACCCCAGAGUGAGACGUCUUUACGAUAGAUGUACAUGCAGAAGUGCCAAAGACCGACUUGCUCCACUGGACAUAUUAGAAGAAUUGGAUGAGUGGGUGGAGGCGUUCAAAUCGUGUGAUAUGAGUGUGGAGAUUGAGAAGGUGCAGAGUUUUCGGGUGAAGUUUGACAGCAGCCACAACAAGUGCUUCUACAUCAUGAACACUGAGGCAGUCCCCAACGAACAAGUUGGAGAGUGCAAAACCAGCGACACACACGGUGGUCUCCGGUUGACGUUUGAGAGUGUGAACAAGGAACUGCAGGAUAAAGUGGAGAUGAACAAACAGCAGAGAGAUCAGGAACAGGCUCUCAAAGUACUUCUUCAGGAAUUCGGACUUGUCGACGCAUAUCAGAAAGAAGAACGUGUGCGAAAAGCUGUUACCGAACACUUAACAGCCCAGAGCUACUAUCAGAAACAACUGGCACUCAAGAAACGAGACGACGAUUUGAAAACACGAAUGGCAUAUUUGAAGGCAAACCCAGAUGAACUAAUGCGUGCUCUUCAUGUUAAAAAAGAAGAACUUGAUGGGCUAAUUGAGCGCAAGGCUAUUUUGACCGAGAAAAUAUUGACACAAUAUAUGAAAUGUCAAAUGCAAGAAGAUGACGAAUCGCAGAGUGAGUUUUCGCAUAAUGAACAAGAUGAAAGGUUUCAUCAAUUAGAAAGUCUUUCGAUUCCAGAAAAUCUACCAAGUAGUUCAAGGAGAUGAAUUUCGAAAUGGAAUCUUUCAUCAGAGUUGCCAAGCUCCGAAAAUAUGUUUUAAUAAAAAUCUUAUCUUAAAAUCUUUAGUUACUAAUAACGACUCCGAACCGAAUUUUUGAUUCGGUUUUCAUUUAUUCUUGCGAUGUGAUUCUAUCAGUAGUUAAAUCCUCUUUUUGAAACUAGCUUAGAAAAAUGCAGAGUUAGAUUGAUCUAGAUCGAUUUACUUGAAUUUAUUUUAUGCUAAUAUCUGAUGCUAAUUUAUUUGUACAUAAAUGAAUUUGUUUAUUGAAGUUGAAGCGGAACUAUAAAUUAGU
Symsagittifera roscoffensis is the source of this 1834-nucleotide messenger RNA. RefSeq names its product calcium/calmodulin-dependent protein kinase type IV-like. The transcript is spliced from 7 exons. Gene Ontology annotation, biological process: protein phosphorylation. The record is from RefSeq and is a predicted model, not a curated record. Bases 7 to 1527 code for a protein of 506 amino acids. Gene Ontology annotation, molecular function: protein serine/threonine kinase activity; ATP binding. Lineage: Eukaryota; Metazoa; Xenacoelomorpha; Acoela; Convolutidae.